ACUAGCUUCGCUCGGAGGGAGUAUAAGGCUUCAGUCAUUUGGUCGUCGCCAGCACACGGAGCUGCAUCAGUUUUGUGACGUUGUUCGUACCUAAACCCUCUAAAAAACAGACAAAAUGUGCGACGAUGAUGUUGCUGCUCUGGUCGUUGAUAAUGGCUCCGGCAUGUGCAAAGCCGGUUUUGCUGGAGAUGACGCACCCCGUGCCGUGUUCCCAUCGAUCGUCGGCCGUCCCCGUCAUCAGGGCGUCAUGGUUGGUAUGGGCAACAAGGAUUCGUAUGUCGGCGACGAGGCCCAGUCGAAACGUGGUAUCCUCACUUUAAAAUACCCCAUCGAGCACGGUAUCGUCACGAACUGGGACGAUAUGGAGAAGAUCUGGCAUCACACGUUCUACAACGAGCUGCGUGUCGCCCCGGAGGAGCACCCUGUCCUGCUUACUGAAGCCCCACUUAACCCCAAGGCCAAUCGUGAAAAGAUGACCCAGAUCAUGUUUGAGACGUUCAAUACCCCCGCCAUGUACGUCGCCAUCCAGGCCGUACUGUCGCUGUACGCUUCCGGACGUACCACCGGUAUUGUGCUCGACUCUGGCGAUGGUGUGUCUCACACCGUGCCCAUCUAUGAAGGAUACGCUCUCCCACAUGCCAUCCUUCGUCUUGAUCUUGCUGGCCGUGACCUCACGGACUACUUGAUGAAAAUUCUGACCGAGCGUGGCUACUCGUUCACCACCACCGCGGAACGUGAAAUCGUCCGUGACAUCAAGGAGAAGCUGUGCUACGUCGCGCUCGACUUCGAACAGGAGAUGUCGACUGCUGCGUCGUCCUCCUCGUUGGAGAAGUCCUACGAGCUACCCGACGGACAAGUGAUAACAAUCGGUAACGAGCGUUUCCGAUGCCCCGAAGCUCUGUUCCAGCCCUCAUUCCUGGGUAUGGAAGCCUGUGGCAUCCACGAAACCACCUACAAUUCGAUCAUGAAGUGCGACGUGGACAUCCGUAAAGAUCUGUACGCCAACACCGUCCUGUCCGGGGGAACGACAAUGUACCCCGGUAUUGCCGAUCGCAUGCAGAAAGAAAUCACCAACCUGGCGCCUUCGACCAUGAAGAUCAAGAUCAUCGCCCCACCGGAGAGGAAAUACUCCGUCUGGAUUGGAGGAUCUAUCCUCGCCUCUCUGUCGACAUUCCAGCAAAUGUGGAUCUCGAAGCAGGAGUAUGACGAGUCCGGCCCCUCGAUCGUGCACAGGAAAUGCUUCUAAAUUAUUCAAAAAACAACUAAGGAUACCACCUAUAACACAGCGCGAAAUUCACCAUUAAUAAUGAUCUAAUUAAUUAUGAUCACGAUGAAGAUGCGAUAAAAAGGAAAAAUAAUACUUAUUAUUAUGAAAUAAAAAAAAUAUAAUAACAACAGCAACCAGAUCAUGAUUACCUACGAAUGAAAACAGCAAAGACGAUAGCGG
Messenger RNA from Varroa destructor (honeybee mite), 1447 nucleotides. RefSeq names its product actin-5C. Lineage: Eukaryota; Metazoa; Arthropoda; Arachnida; Mesostigmata; Varroidae. The record is from RefSeq and is a predicted model, not a curated record.